AUGAUAUUUUUCUCGAUCGUAGAUGUCUUCGAACCUCGUAAACAGCGCUUGACACGCCAGUUCAAGGUUCGCACCCUGGAGGACAUGGUAAAGUUGAACAAACGCAUGGCUGCUGUGGGUUGGAGUGACAGAGACUGUGAUGGUAUUCCCGAUCACCUCGAUCCCGACGACGACAACGACGGCUAUUUUGACAAGAAGCAGGACAGUGAUCGCGAUGGAAUUCUCAACGAAUAUGACGACGACGAUGAUAAUGAUGGCAUUCCGGACAUUGAUGAUCCUGACGCCAACGGAGACGGUAUACCCGAUUGUAUUAUCCAGGUAUAUUUUCUCUUCUAG
Molecule: messenger RNA, 336 nt
Organism: Dibothriocephalus latus
Lineage: Eukaryota; Metazoa; Platyhelminthes; Cestoda; Diphyllobothriidea; Diphyllobothriidae
Source: the annotation of a GenBank genome assembly